CCCCCUUCCUCCCCUUUUUCUUUUCCUCUCCCCUCCCUCCUCUUUCCUUCUCCUCCCCCUUCUCCUCACAGCGUAACCGCCGCUCGGGCUUCUCUCCCUCCCUUUUCCCUCCCUUUCCCUCCCCUCCGGCCGCCGCCGCGGUAGGGACCUGGAGCUUGGCGCCGCCUCCGCCGCCGCACACGGAGCCAUGUACCCGGGAGGCAGCACCGCCGGACCCGUGCUUGCACCUCCUCCACCGUUGCCACCACCAGUACAGGGAUAUGCCUUCAAACCUCCUCCUCGCCCAGAUUUUGGGACUUCUGGAAGAACAAUCAAACUGCAGGCCAACUUCUUUGAAAUGGACAUUCCCAAAAUAGAUAUCUACCAUUAUGAGUUGGAUAUAAAGCCAGAAAAAUGUCCUAGAAGAGUUAACAGAGAAAUAGUGGAGCAUAUGGUUCAGCACUUUAAAACACAGAUUUUUGGGGAUCGCAAGCCUGUGUUUGAUGGAAGAAAAAACCUUUAUACAGCUAUGCCACUUCCCAUUGGAAGAGAUAAAGUGGAGUUGGAGGUCACGUUGCCAGGAGAAGGGAAGGACAGAAUAUUUAAGGUGGCCAUCAAGUGGAUGUCCUGUGUGAGUUUGCAGGCAUUACAUGAUGCUCUUUCUGGCCGGCUGCCGAGUGUCCCAUUUGAAACCAUCCAGGCACUGGAUGUUGUGAUGAGGCACUUGCCUUCCAUGAGAUAUACUCCAGUGGGGAGAUCAUUUUUUACAGCGUCAGAAGGGUGCUCAAAUCCAUUGGGUGGUGGCAGAGAGGUUUGGUUUGGAUUCCAUCAAUCAGUCAGACCUUCCUUAUGGAAAAUGAUGUUAAACAUUGAUGUGUCGGCGACUGCAUUUUACAAAGCACAGCCAGUUAUUGAGUUUGUAUGUGAAGUUUUGGAUUUCAAAAGCAUUGAAGAACAACAAAAACCUCUGACAGAUUCCCAAAGGGUAAAGUUUACCAAAGAAAUAAAAGGUCUAAAGGUGGAGAUAACACACUGUGGACAAAUGAAAAGGAAGUACAGGGUGUGCAACGUUACCAGGCGACCAGCAAGUCACCAAACAUUCCCACUUCAGCAGGAGAAUGGACAAACAGUUGAAUGCACUGUAGCUCAGUAUUUUAAGGACAGGCACAAAUUAGUUUUACGCUAUCCUCACCUUCCAUGUUUACAAGUAGGGCAGGAGCAGAAACACACGUACCUUCCUCUUGAGGUGUGCAACAUAGUGGCAGGACAAAGGUGCAUAAAAAAACUCACUGACAAUCAAACUUCCACUAUGAUUCGAGCAACUGCCAGAUCAGCACCCGACCGUCAGGAAGAGAUUAGCAAAUUGAUGCGGAGUGCGAGUUUUAACACUGACCCUUAUGUUCGUGAAUUUGGGAUAAUGGUGAAGGAUGAAAUGACAGAUGUGACUGGUAGAGUCCUACAGCCUCCCUCAAUCCUCUAUGGAGGCAGGAAUAAAGCAAUUGCUACCCCAGUCCAAGGAGUCUGGGACAUGAGGAAUAAGCAGUUUCACACUGGAAUUGAAAUAAAGGUUUGGGCAAUUGCGUGCUUUGCUCCCCAGCGCCAGUGCACUGAGGUGCAUCUUAAGACCUUUACAGACCAGCUGCGUAAGAUCUCCAAGGAUGCAGGGAUGCCGAUCCAAGGCCAGCCCUGCUUCUGUAAAUACGCCCAGGGUGCAGACAGUGUGGAGCCCAUGUUUCGGCACCUCAAGAACACCUAUUCAGGGCUUCAGCUCAUCAUUGUCAUCCUGCCAGGAAAAACACCAGUGUAUGCGGAGGUGAAGCGUGUUGGCGACACGCUGCUGGGAAUGGCUACACAGUGUGUUCAGAUGAAGAAUGUGCAGAGAACAACACCUCAGACUCUGUCUAACCUCUGCUUAAAAAUAAAUGUCAAAUUAGGAGGUGUAAAUAACAUUUUACUGCCGCAGGGAAGACCACCAGUAUUCCAACAGCCUGUCAUAUUCCUUGGUGCAGAUGUAACCCAUCCUCCAGCUGGAGAUGGGAAAAAGCCCUCCAUUGCUGCAGUUGUAGGAAGCAUGGAUGCUCAUCCCAAUCGCUACUGUGCCACUGUGCGGGUCCAGCAGCACCGCCAAGAGAUCAUCCAAGAUUUGGCUGCCAUGGUCAGGGAGCUGCUGAUUCAGUUCUACAAAUCAACCAGAUUUAAACCAACCCGUAUAAUCUUCUACAGAGAUGGAGUUUCCGAGGGCCAGUUUCAGCAGGUUCUCCAUCAUGAAUUGCUGGCUAUCAGAGAAGCAUGUAUUAAACUAGAGAAGGAUUACCAGCCUGGAAUUACAUUUAUAGUUGUGCAGAAAAGGCAUCACACCAGACUCUUCUGUACAGAUAAAAAUGAGCGGGUUGGAAAAAGUGGGAACAUUCCAGCUGGUACCACAGUGGACACAAAAAUCACCCAUCCAUCAGAGUUUGACUUCUACCUGUGCAGCCACGCUGGUAUUCAGGGAACAAGCCGGCCCUCCCAUUACCACGUCCUCUGGGAUGACAACCGUUUCACUGCAGAUGAGCUGCAGAUCCUCACCUACCAGCUGUGUCAUACGUAUGUACGUUGUACUCGUUCUGUUUCCAUCCCUGCACCAGCAUAUUAUGCACACCUGGUUGCCUUCAGAGCCAGGUAUCAUCUGGUGGAUAAAGAACACGACAGUGCUGAAGGCAGCCACGUUUCAGGACAGAGCAAUGGCAGAGAUCCUCAGGCCCUGGCAAAGGCAGUACAGAUUCACCAGGACACGCUGCGCACGAUGUACUUUGCUUGACAUGUUUUAAUGUUCAGCGACUCAGUACAGUACCGAGUUGGAUUCACAUCAGACCAGCUGCACUUAGACCAACAGUUGCCCAAGCUCCAGUGACAGCCAGCAAUGAGUGAUGUAUCUUCAUUUCUUUUUUUUCCCCCCCUUUUUUGCAAGAAAACCUUCCGUCCAGAAUUUCAGACUUGGUUAUGAACUGCAUUCUUCUACAGAGCCCCACGAUUGUUGGAAAUGUGGUUUGCCAAAGUCUCUUUAAGAUGCCUGUUAUAAAACAGACCCAUAUUUUAUAAUUAAAUCAAGAGCUGUGAUCUCAGGGCUUAGGGGAAAAAACAAAACACAAAACUCUUCAUUGUUUGCUAUUCAUUUAAUUGCUUUUAAUAAUUUGGAGAGAUCUCAUUCAUACUAAAGUUAAUGGGCUAAAAAUGCUGUGAAUUAGCUUUUAAUACAAAGGAAAGCAAAGUGUUUUUUGACUAUUUAUGAAGCCUUGAUUUUAUUCUCGAUGCAUUUCCAAAAGUUUUCUUUUCAAAAGAAAACAGUGACAAAAUCCUGCUUUCCAGCUGUCUCACAAAGGUUUUUCUCUGCCUGUCUGAGGGCAGAGAUGUCUUUCCUGAAGCUCCUUCUUGAAUGUUUUUUACUGUGCUGCAUUUAAAAACGUUUUUAGUUGACUAAAGAAGAAUCUUAAAGCAGAAUGAAUGAAUGAACUUGUAACAGGCGCAGUCAGAUUGGCAGAAGGAAAGGUGCCGUUUUUAAGAAGAGAUAAAGAAUUUGAAAGAUGAUUUUUAUUCCGUUGAAAUGAUACUGACAGGUAACUUUAGAAUUCGUCAUACAGGACUGUGACACUCUCCAAAGUCUCUAAGGAAUACGGGUCUGUGGUGAUAAAUACAGUACAAUCCUCUUUCACUGUUAUGUUUGAAUUAAUGUAAAUUUUAUAUGUGUUUCACAGUAUUAAUGUGAUAGACUAGAUGCUAUUAUUUAUUUUUAUUUACUAAGGAGUGCUCAUUAUACUUCUGUUUAACAUAUCAAGAAUGCUUUGGAUUUAGAAAUUAAAACCCUUAUGGUGAGGACAUUACUGUUCAAAAGCAAAAAUAUGCAAUUGACUUUGAUGCGAGAGUUCAGAGCUGCGUGCAGAGGACACUGCGCAGCCUGUCCUUUGGAGAAGGGCUUUUCAAAGCGUACACACAACGUAGCAGGCUGUACCUGUGCAGUCCAAGACGCACACGAGACCAACGUUCUGCAUCCAUUCAAGCACAAUCAGUUGUGUUUUAUUUAUGUGUUGAUGAUGGGUGAAGCUGGAGCUCUACGAGAGGGGAGUGGUUUGAUGUUUGAAGUCAGAUAAUCUAUGCAGUAAAGGUAAAUCUUAGGAAACUGAAGUUUACUUAGGAAGGGAGGUGAAACCUUCAUUAUGCAUAAGAGUAAACACGAGAGUUUGGCCAUUCUCUUUGGAGAAUUAACUGGGAAUUACUAGACAGACACUUCUGUUAGUUUGCACACUGGGUUCAUAUAAAAAAACAUAGUACGUAUGAAAACCAUUGCACUAAUGAUGAUGCCACAAGCAGGUGUAGAAGAAAAAAGGAAAAAGCCCAGGAAAUGUGUUUAUGCUGACUUGUUUUUGUUUAUUUUCAUAGGAAAACUUAAAAUCCUCCCUCUCAACGUGUGUUUAAGGAUGUCGUUCUCUUCCAUUUUGCUUUGUCUUUUCCCUUUUCUCUUAGCAGAUGCUCAGUCACUGUUUGAGUCUAUAUACCUCUAGCUGCUGCGCUGGGCCAGGAGCUUUAACCAAGGCAGAGGUCUGUGCCAUGCGGCAGGAGCCUGCAGCUGGCUGCUGCUCAGUAAGAUAGGAAGUGCCCAGCCUCUGCUGCAUUAAGAGAUCUAGGUACGUAACUCAGUGCAGGUUCCAAGCAUCAGCUUGUAGCAGCAUGUUGGCGUUGUUUGGGUGAAACAACCAUGUCAGUCCUAUUAGCAGAUGAGCUGUGUUUGUGUUGGUUGGUUGGUUAGCCUGCCGGGUCAGACCUUUGUCUCAUGAUGUGAAUCUGGCUUUUAAAUGAUAGACAGCAUAACAAAAAACAAACUCCACGUCGCGUCGUCUGUCUUCCCAUCUUCCAGCAGUCGGGCUGUCCGCACCUCCCUUACUCGUGCUGCUCACCUGCAGAAGCUUUUCCACAGUUGACACGUUGCACUUCUGUGUGUUUGAGUAAUGCGUUUCGGAUUUUAAUUGGGCAGAGUUUUAUAUAUGAAUUUAUUUUUAUAUGAAUUACUCUUAACAAAUACAAGAACGAUCAAGCAUUUUAAAGACUCCAGUUAUGUUAUUUGCUGCUUCUUACACGGAGACCUCUUGGAUGUGAAUUUUGUCCUCCUUUUCCCUCUCUGUGCAGUUCUGGCUCAGCUGACUUUGUGCAGAUGGGGUGAGGAGGACAGACAAUCUGUCUUGACCCCAGAUCUUAUUUCUGAAGCAGGUCACGGCGCUCCCUGCACCCUCUGGUGGGUGCGUUCUGUGGGCUGGCAUAGUAGCUGUGGACUCUUAAUCUGAGAGUGGCCGUCAUCUGUGGGUCCUCAUCUGUGUAGUUUUCCUUCCCUGAGUGUGAAGAACUUAGGGAUGGUUACAUGCAUUUCAGGCUGGUGAUGUUUCUGCCUUUCACUGACUUUUUAUCCUCUCUUACUGCUGAUUCUACAGCUUGAUUUCCCCCUCCUUUCCCCUGUUGCCCCUUUCCCCCCUGAAUGGUGAAUAAACAAAGAAUUGGAGGCCUUUCUCUAAAGCAGUGUUGAUGAAGUACACAGGUAGAGAAGUACAACGUGCUGUUAGCAUACAAGCUGUCUUUCUGGCAACCUUUUUAAAAUUCCAAGUGUUUGCUAUCCAAAAAGAAGAGGUUGGGGGGGACCACCAAGCACCUCAGACCUUCUUGUUGUUGUUAUGUGCUUACCUCCCACAGAACAGCAGUAUCUCAGGUAAACACAAAGCUCAACGUGUCUCUCUCUUGCAUGCGUUCCUGCUGCCGAAGUUGUAGCAGGGGUUGGCAGUUAUAACCACUGAGUCACUGUGCAGCUCAGGCCAGCAGUAACCAAAUGUGUUUUACCCUCUGGCAGUUGUGUUUUGAGCCUGUGCAAAGGAGUCGUGUGACUGCAGUUGCAAAAGAGCACUGGGCAGGACCUCUUCCAUUGCGUCCCUCGUGCUCUCUGUUAUUUUCCUGGCAGUGACCUUCUGCUUGAAUUCAGCUGUUGGUGCAAGCUGUCGUGGUGCUUAGCAGUCUGAAAGUUGAUACUGAUUGCACCCUGGUGACAAAAAUAUCUCAUUCCUGUUGCAGGCAGGAGCGCCGUUACGGACAAACUGAUGCCAGUAAUGCAGCAUUUGUUGUUUUUCAGAGCAGCUCACCUUUAAAAGCACGCGCUUGAGAGAUGGACAGAUAAUGAGUUGUUAUGGAUUAGCUUUCUGGAGUUUGUACUGAAAUGGUAACACUAUAGGAACAAAAAUACUCCAGUACUGAAGCAGGUGGUGGAAUCUCUGUUCUUGGAGAGGCUCAUACUUGGUUAGGUGGGGGACUGGGCAUCUCCAAAGAGCCCUCUGAGAACACAAUCUCUGUGACAAUCCCCAUAUUAGCAAAGAUAAAAUUGUAUUACAUCUAGUUGAUGAGAAAAGACAGCAUUGCUUGUCUUUAGAAGUUUCUGCUCCAGUGGCUCAACGGAAUGGAACAUCUUCUACCACCUGGGAAAUAGAGUUGAGUCAGUGCUUAGGAGGAAAUAUCCUAGUGUGAAAUGUUGGAAGUAGGUGAAUUGGUGUCUGCCUUAGAUGAUUUUGGCAUUUCAGAUAGCCCUAUGCAACAUGAACACUUCUUUUUUAUAUGCACUGAUAUAAGGUCACUUCUGUAUGUCAGAACUCUUAUUCUGACUUGAUUCGAGUUAGAGUGCUCCAACUGUAGUACUUGGAUUGCUGAGUUACGGCCAGUAAUCUUCCAUGUCAUAGAAGUUUUGGUCAAUUUCCUCACAUUUAGGUCUGUCACAAGGAUAUGAAAUAAUUUUUGAAGGGUAGGUGUGGGCUUUGAGGAUCUUCAGCGCCCACGUAGCCUUAUAUGAAGAGAUGGGAGUUCCUCAUUGAGUUAAGAUGCUUUCGAAGCUUUAUCAGAAGUCACGUGUGCUUGCACAGACAGACUUAAUGUUGAAAGCAGAUUGGGACGUGGAGUGCUUUGCACACUGCUGCCAACACUGUUUCCUUACUGCAGCAAUAAAUGGUCACGUGCAGCUCUCCUCUAUAAACCCCAAUCGUUUUCAUGCCAGUGAGUCUCUGUACCAGAGGCUUCUCCUUGUGCUGCAAGAGCAGGUGUGGAUGGGGGCCCUGCUGCCUCUUGGUGUCAUCCAGUCAGCAUUUCUGGUGGCACAGAUGUAUUUCACAUAGAAAAAAAUAAAAGAAUGUAGAAAAGGUCUGUUAAUCACACUUGAUACCAGUGUAAUAAAUUAACUUUUCCUAUUUGUUUUAAUACUCUACUCCUUCAGUAAGCUCUGAGUGUGUAUGCGUGUGUCCUGACCCCUGUGCUCUCUCAAUUUCUAACACAGAACAAUACAUUUUGUUACUUUUAUACAUUACAUUUGGCAGUGGGCUUCUUGUUGCACUCUUGCAAGUCUUUUCUAAGGAAAACUUUAAGUAGGAGGUAAUUGCACUGAUUGUUUUCAAACUCCCUUUUUACUGUAAGACUUUUUUUGGCAUCUGCUGUAGCUGUUUAAAAAUACUGUAAAUAGUGCUCUGUGUAGCAGAUCCUGAAAUGCUGUGGAUCCCAGGCCUUGUACUUCCAUUGUAGGAAUGCUGCCGUAUUUUACAGUAUGGAGAUAAGAGCUUUGGUUUUCAGUGUUGUUACACUUGGUUUGAAUUCUGGUAUGAAUCCAAGGGCACAGUUGCUUUCUCACAUGUUUCCUGGCAUCUUUCAGCCUUGUGUUGAGUAGAACCAAUCUCUGCAGCGGAAUUAUUAGAAUAAUAGGGAACUGGGAUGGAAGUUACUAUACUGGGAUGCAGAGCAGCAGGUUUUGUCCCCAGUGGGUUAGUGACUGGAAGGGUGCAUCCCUCCAAAGAUGCUCUCGGUCCGAUGGAGGUGAGGUUUGUAGUGUGCGCCUGGUGUGGCACACAAUCAGUUUUGUGCUUCAGUUGCUUUUCCUGUGUUGUUUCUUUGCCUGAAGUGCUAAUUAUGAAUGUAAUGGCUUGGCCAAAUCACUACAAAAGGUGUUUUUAUAGGACUCUUAGCAAGCAGAUGCAGUUCAAGGCUACCUCCUGUGUUCCUCUGCAGAUGUAAAGUGAACCUACUACUACAGCAGCCAAAAUGCUCCCAGAUCAGCUGUAUUCGUACUGCUUUGUUCCUUGUUGGAGAGCUGCUGGUGCCAUACUGUGAUCUUGGACGUCUUCCUGAUGUGUAGCCAUGGCAUGGACUUGUUGUAGUCUCACAGCUCGCAGGGCAGAUCGCAUCCUGCACUCCUGCUUUCAUGCAGUCCCGUUACCUUCUGCCCGUUCUCAUGCUGAGUUUGUAUACUGUUGUUUCCAGACGAGAAACGUUUUCAUACUUUAGCUGUUGGCUGAGAUAUCAUCAUGUUUUCAUUGCAAAUGACAUGAAGGUGCUUGAAGAUAUAUUUUGAAUCGGAGGUAAAAUAUCUAUAUAUAUAUUGGAGUAUUUUUUUUAACACUUUUAGGAUAGGUUGAUGUGAGACUGUAAGGUUGAGAAUUCUUUAUUCCCUGCUCAGACCACGUUUGAUAACUUUAAAAUGAAGGGGAAAAAAACCCAACAGCAUAUUGUUUGUCUUGUGUCAGUUUGGUGCGAAGCCUCGGCCUCACUCAGUCCUGUAGUAAGCGCACGCCAACUAAAGGUGCUUUCAAUAACCUGAAUAGAAACUGUAGAAAACUGCGUUAGUACGUCACCGUGUUUACAAUGCAGCCAAACAAGCUUCCUCGUAUUGUAAUUAACCACUCUGCUGACAGAAACGCUGCCUGGUUGGGCGCAGUGUGCAAACCUGAAAGAGCGUCAGGAGGAGCCCAGCACUGGAUAUCUAAUAAUGAGAAAUGCCACCUGUGCCAUGCAGCUGCCCCAUCCUCCAUGGAAACAAGGCAAGGUGAGACACUAUGCACAGCCCCUACCCUAAAAGGGCAGUAUUGGCGGGUGGGCCCCUGAAAGCUGGGCUCUGCUUUCAGCCUUGAUAUUGCAGAGGGUUUAGGAUUUGGUUGGAGUGAGGACAGGGACACGUGCUGAAUUUACUUACAGGUGAGAGGUUGGUGGGAGCUGGUCUUGGAGUUUUGCACUUGGCAGCGCUAGAAAUGUGAAUGGCUGCUGCUCCCUUCCUCCUUUCUAAUCAUCUUCAGAAGAAUAACUGUUUAGUUUGUCCCUGUACUGCCUCAACAGAUGAGUCUUAAACUACCUGUGGCAGCUCUCCAGCCAGCCAGCCUACCCAUCGUUCUGAAGAGCCUCCAGUUGGCAUCACAAAGCAGUGUUAAAGGGUGUAUUUGUUUGUAAAUAUGACUUUGCAUGCACAGAUUGUCUCCCCCAUCCUUUUGGAUGUGCUGUGAAAUACCAGCUGGAAUAGCUGCUAUCUCGGCAGCAGUUGCAGAUAUGACUUAACCUCAGAGGAAAUUUGUCAAUUGGCCCUAAAACAUAAAUUUAAUCAUUUAGGACCCUGAAAAAUGAGUUGAGUUGCCCAUUUUUGGUUUUGAGUGUGCUUGGCAAUCAUGAGCGGUGAGAAAGGUCAGCAGCCAAGUUCAGGAGUUUCUGAUCCCCUCUCUGGUUCAGUUUGUAUCUCCUUGGUUAGAUUUCUCAUCAGAACAAAUGCACGUGAUGUGGAUUCUGUUCUUCCUUUAUCGGCUUUUCCUGUUCCCACAUAUACAGACAGGAAGCUUCAUUCUUAUCAGGGUAUUAGAGCUGUGUGGUUGUGCUUGCCAUGCACACGACUCAAAGCAGAUGUGGUGUGUGCUAUGUGGGCCCAUCAGGUAUGGACACAGCAGGCAGAGAAGUGCGUAUCCAGAUUUCACUAAUAUUAGCUAUUACAUUAGCUGGAGAUGGUCAGAACUGGCUGUUUCUGUGCUAUGAAGAUGGAGGUAAUACUGACCCCGGUUCUUUUGUUCCUCAUUUUCACAUUAGACAUGUAAGGCUGAACCUUAAAUUUCUCAUCUCAUUUACAAGCGACAGUGCUGUUAUUUUAUCUUAAAUACCGUGUCUCCAAUUGCCUGCCUGACUUGAAUCUUUAAUUGAUCUUAAAUUACCUCUCACUGUUUAAUCCCAGAAUGUCUCUAAAUUAAAUGAAGAUUGUCGUAUGUGCCCAUUUUUUUUAUUACCUACUGUUCAGCAGCAGAAAUAGUUCAUGGUGUUUUUUUUGUUGUUGUAUGGAGGGAAGGGUGAGAUAAUGUAUGAAUUCGCUCAUGGUGGAAGAUGGAUUUGAGGAGUAAUUACUGGUAGACCGUCUGGGAAAGCAACGCGUUGUUGUCUUUUGGCCGCGUUUCUGUGCAGCAAAGUGGUUAAACUGAGGAUGGGAGGAUGAGACGGAGAUCAGGAUGCAUUAAAUGCAUUUUCCUUUAAUUGGGUACUUUGCAGACUUAAUGAACAUCUACUAAGGUUCAAAUCCUUUCUUUUAAUAUUUUAAAUUUCUUUUUAUUAAAAAAAAAAAAAAGGCAAAAGAACCAAUGAUUAACUCAGAAAUGUUGUAUUGUAUUGCAUUCCCUGGAAACAAAUAUGUUUUAAUAGCCAUUUUACUAUUUUUUUUGAAAGCAAAAGGUGUUAAGGGCCUCAUUUCAAGUGGUACAAAGCGUGUGUUGACUGCGUUGCACCCGCAUUAAAGUCGUGUGCUUGCAGCACGUCAUUGCUGUGGUGCUGGCUGGGUAAGACUGGCACUUCUCAUACAAAAAACCAGGUGUAGGCAUACCCUCACCUGGCUUUAAAAUGCAUCAGCGGCGUUGUAGGGCUUGUUGCAGAGCUGAGGUUGCUCUGUGCUACUCAGAACUGCUGAUGCUCUGUGUGGGUGCAGGGAGUCGAAAUGUCGUAUGGAUCUUGAUGAUGUAGCAGAGUUUGCAUGAUGCUGUGCGGUGAUGCCACUUUAAGCCUUAAAACAAAGAUAAAUCUGUCAGAUUUUCUCAGAGUAUGCAAAAAAUACUGUUUAAUGAGAGUAGGAUGUUCCUGUAAAGCUAAACUAGUAAAAAAAAGACAUUGUGUUCUCUGAGCUGGAAAGGGAAACCCGUAGAUCUCUAUACUGUGACCGACCUCUGUAGGCAGUGGCUGUCACUGUGGCCCCGUAGAAGCUGAUGAGGUGCUCUGGCAGCCUGCCCCAAUUCUCAGUUCCCAGCUUUAUGUGUUGGAUGUGUUGUGCCCCCUCCCCCUGCUAUAGGAGAUGUCUGCCUGGAGGAGGAUGAUGACUUAGCGCUUACUUGGUGUUGGCAGAACUCUUCUCCAGCUGUGUGCUUGCUUCAUAGUGCCAUCGCUCCCCUUCCUGCACCCGACGUCUGAUCCUUAAACCAUUUGAACCGGGGGCAAACCGAGCAGCGGGGACCCAGCUUUCUUUAUCCGUUUGGAUCUACCUCAUGUAAACAGUUGGGUGCUAUUUACUCAAAUAGUCUCAGAUGAGAUUGGCAAACAGCGACCAAACCAUGUGUGAUGGCCGCCCUGGGCAGAGGCCAUCCUCCACAACCCAACCCUUUGGGUUUCUUCUUUGCAGAUGACAGUGUUGUAUUUGAGUCGUGUCCUUCGUGCCUUUGUGUUUGGGGUUUUUUUGUUUGUUUGUUUCCCAGUGCAUAACAAUCAAAGGUCGUGUCCUUGAUUAAGAACAGCCAAUGAAUUUUAACCACAGAGUUUCAAUUUAAAAAAGCAGCCAAGUGGUUUCAGCAGAUGUUAUUUGUUGGAGCAUCAGAUCCAGGCAUACAGUAACAGCAGAACUGGGCCAAGAGAAAUAGCCAACAGAGAAUCCCUACCCUAUGGAGCUGUACCUCUGUGCAUCCAUCCAUCCGUAUGCAUAUAUGUGUGUGUGCAUAAGAUGGAAGGGUAUGCGGGUAAAGGAAUAAAAAAUCAUCGACUUUUCCACAGUUUUCUAUGGAACAGUUUACAACUCUGUGUAAGUUUUUCUACUAUGGGAACCUUUUUUUUUUUCAACAUUUAAAAACAAACAAAAAAUAAAUAAAAAUAAUUCCUUUUUGGAAAACUUAAGUAGUGAUAUAUACUAUCUUGAAGUUGGGGAAAAAAAAAAUCAACCAGCUUUUUACCAAUACCUAAUUGGGGGGUGGGGGGGAAUUUCUUCUGUAUAACUGUAUUUAGUUGGAAUAGUAAAGGAAAAUGAUGUAUAGGAUUGUACAAGUGCUGACAUUCCGUGGUGGCAGGACUUCCAAGCGUUUCCUAAGGCUUUCUGCUGCAGAGAGACUCGAACAAAAAGGAAAAUGCCUCUGUUAAAUGUUUUUUUUAUAAAACUGCUCCAUCAGGUCUAUACUUAAGCUAUAUUUUCUACAGCCUAAUCAUCCUUUAAUAUGCUGCAUAUAAAUUAUCAGCAUGGUUGCACUUUCUCAGUAAUAAUGUAUGCCCUACAAUUGGCUCGCGGUAAGGACGUUAGUUUUUUAACAGAACAGAUAGUACUUUGGGCAGAAGGUAAUAUUUAUAUAGGUACCUCAAGAAAAAAAAUAAAAAAUAAAAAAGAGCCUGAAUAUGCUGCAUUUUGUUCCUUUAACAUUUUUCAUGUAGCAUUUGUUUGCUUUUGUUUUUGUAGUAGACGACCAGCUACCUGUUUGCUUUGGGGGACCCCAGUAGCGUUUUCUGUUCCGCUCGUAGGAUGUCACGUCCUGCCUUGGUUGCAUGCAGAAGCUCGGGACGGGGUUAGCCCUGCAUUGCGUAUGCAACGGGGAGGGGGGACCACGAGGACAUUGCUUUAGGCUUCAGGAAAAGGAUACCACGUUCCUAAAACAGACAAUAGAUGUUCUGAGUGGCGAGUUUGUUGUGCCGCUGUCUGGACUCUUUAGAAUGCAGGGAGGAGGCAGCUGAUGAAAGAGGGAAGCCCAGCAGGCCGAGCUUACCCUGUUGGUCCAUGUUCUGAGGUGGCUUUGUGGAGAGCUGCUCCCUGCGCUGUGCCCCGCGCACUAGGGCCACAUCUGGUGUAGGUGCAUCUUCUGCUGCUUUGUUUCCAAGUCAGUGAAAACCUAAAAACAUGCGGAGAUGGGGAACUUUUGUUGAGAGCUGUUGGAGGAAGCUUCAGAGUCUGCGAAGUUGAGCAUUUAUUGUCGUGUUCUUAAGCUUAGGUGGGUCCUUUUCCAAGUUUGUUUUACAGCUUGCAAGGUAAAAUAGUUUGCACUACUUUUGCAAUAAACUCAUGAAAAACCUAACAGUUUCUGUUUUGGUUUCUUACUGUAUAUAUACAACUAAUACUAAAGAUUUAGCAUAGUGUUUCUCACCUCAAAACAUUAAGACUCGUAACAAGCUCAGAAUGCUGUAAUUCCUGACAAAAUAAUGAUGUGAAUGAUAUUUUAUAAAGUUAUUUUGUAUGGUGUCGAUUUUGUUUUGCCUCAUAGUAUGUCAAUAAAAUAAAUUUUUCUCAUCUUUA
Molecule: messenger RNA, 13291 nt
Organism: Coturnix japonica (Japanese quail)
Lineage: Eukaryota; Metazoa; Chordata; Aves; Galliformes; Phasianidae
Gene: AGO2
Product: argonaute RISC catalytic component 2
Biological process (GO): regulation of DNA-templated transcription; regulatory ncRNA-mediated gene silencing
Cellular component (GO): RISC complex
Molecular function (GO): protein binding; RNA binding; endoribonuclease activity, cleaving siRNA-paired mRNA
Source: RefSeq, a predicted model, not a curated record